Neocloeon triangulifer is the source of this 2905-nucleotide messenger RNA. RefSeq names its product protein kinase C and casein kinase substrate in neurons protein 1 (gene Synd). Gene Ontology annotation, cellular component: endosome; plasma membrane; cytoplasm. Gene Ontology annotation, biological process: plasma membrane tubulation; regulation of endocytosis; cytoskeleton organization. The record is from RefSeq and is a predicted model, not a curated record. Gene Ontology annotation, molecular function: phospholipid binding; protein binding. The transcript is spliced from 10 exons. Bases 255 to 1706 code for a protein of 483 amino acids. NCBI's taxonomy places the organism in Eukaryota, Metazoa, Arthropoda, Insecta, Ephemeroptera, Baetidae.
GAGGGGCGGAGUGGCUGGUUGUGUGAACUGUGGUGUGGAGCCGAGCGAGCAAAAGAAUCCAUCCGUCGUCGUCGCAGUUGGUUCGGUGCUGGUCCUCCUCCGUUCGGAUUUUUACCCUUCGGCGAGGCGAAAAGUGGGUGCAAGGGCGUGCGCCAGGGCGCAUUCAGUGAGCAGCCGCACGGCCUUCGGACACCUGUGGACACACAGAGCAGCAGCACUCGACCGACGGGCGAGGGCAAAUUUGACCAGGCAAAAUGUCGCACCACAGUGACGACAACAUGUUGAUCGCGACCAGCGACUCGUUCUGGGAGCCCAACAACUACAAGCGCACGACCAAGCGCAUCGAGGAUGGCUACAAGUUGUCCUCGGACCUGAUCACGCUGAUCCAGGAGCGGGCCGAGAUCGAGAGGAAUUAUGCGCGCAGCCUCAAGACCUGGUCCAAGAAGUGGAACGAGCUGAUCGAGAAGGGUCCCGAGUACGGAACCUCCGAAGCCGCGUGCAAGGGGGUCCUUGUUGAGGCGGAUCGUCUCUGCGACCUGCACACCAAGGUCAGGGACAACCUGUGCAACGACGUCGUCACGCAGGUCAAGAACUGGCAGAAGGAAAAUUACAAAAAGUCGAUGAUGCAAAUCAAGGAGAGGAAAGACAUGGAGGACAAUUUCAAGAAGGCGCAAAAGCCGUGGGCCAAGCUGCUUACCAAGGUGAACAAAGCCAAAGCCGACUACCACAAUGCGUGCAAGACGGAGCGCUCGGCAACCAACCAGGAGAGAAACGCAACCGGAGACAGUUCCUUGUCCCAGGACCAGAGAAACAAUUUGGUGAAGAAAAUGCAAGACCGAGUACAGAAGUCAAAGGAGGAGGUGCAGAAGUGCAAGGACAAAUACAACCAGGCGCUGAAGGAGAUUACAGAGUACAACCCCAAGUACAUGGAGGACAUGACCGUCGUUUUCGAAAAGUGCCAGGAGAAUGAGGCGCAGCGACUGCUGUUCUUCAAGGAGAUCCUCUUCUCCAUCCACAAGCACCUCAACAUUUCCCAGGACCCAACGCUACCACAAAUUUACGAAGAGUUCUACCAUACAAUCAACAAUGCUGACCAGGGCAAGGACCUCAAAUGGUGGUCCAACAACCAUGGCAUCAACAUGGCGAUGAACUGGCCACAAUUUGAGGAAUACACAGAGGAAUUCCGCGACAUUUCUAAGGGCAAGGGCAAGGACGGUCUGCCCGCCGGCCAAAUCACCCUCAUCCACCAGCGCAGCGUCAGCGAGGACUUGCAUGAGUUCCCGCCGACAAAUAACAAAUCGUCCAAGAGCAAGGUUACGGCCGCCAGGAUGAUUUCUAAUGAUGUCUCUGAUGGCAAAGACGUCAAGGGCAGCAAAGAGAAGGUUGACAGCAUCAGACAAACUACUCCGACUAUAACGAAUGGCAAGAGUCCGCAGCAGCAACAGUCGCAGCACUCAUCAGACAGCACUCCGUUUGAUAAUGACGAAGAGGAAUGGGAGGAUGACAGCGCAUUAAAGGACAACGGCGAGCCGGGAGUUCCUGUGAAAGCACUUUACGACUACGAGGGCGCCGAGUCAGACGAGCUCAGCUUUAAAAUUGGUGAUGUGUUUGAAAAGUUGGAGGACGAAGACGAGCAGGGUUGGUGUAAAGGGAGGAAAGACGGCCGGGUGGGUCUGUACCCGGCCAACUAUGUGGCUGCUGUGUAGCGCGGUGGUGACUAGGACUAAAGACUAAAUGGUUAUCAUUAACAAUUAACUACUUCGAAAGCAACAAUAACGAAAAGCUAUUCACUUGGUUCGAGGAGAAGAAAGGUUCGAAGCUCAUCAUCCCACCUGCUGCCGGGGUCACUGUCCCCUGGACAAGCCUCUCGAACGUCAUUUAUAUAAUUUUCUCUCAUUCAUCUCUGUGUUAGCGUGAAAAACGAACGACUCGUUUUUCCGAGGUCGUAGGAAGUUGAAAGCAAACAAAGUGUAAUUAAUUUAGCAAGAGCUGCUGCUUCUCUUUUGUUUAGGGUCUAAGGGCGGAGUCCGUCAUCAACUUCAUUGUGUGGACCAACUAAAAAAAAAAUGAAUUGGAGAGAGAUAAUUUUUCUGUCUCUUUUGUAGGCAAUAACGAGAGUAUUUGAAACUGUGCCAACUUGGUAAUAAUUGAAGAAGUGUAGGAUCAGUGUUGAUUUGUCCCGCUUUGCACCUCCACGCCGCCCUUCCAAGGCUGUACCACCAACCAACCAACUGCUACACCCCCGGAAACUCGUAUCCGAGGCUGCCGGGGCGAAUUCUGUAGAGAAGAAUUCAAAUGAACAGUAACCAUUCCUCAUUAAUGCUGAUGUUUAAUUAUUCUAUUACGAUAAUUUACACUUAAGUUUCCAGCUCUGUGUAAUCUACAGAGUUUAUCUAUGUGGAAAGAGUAUUAAUUUUUUUCUUAAUCCAUCAAUUUAUUGAAUAAAAAUUACCGUGCUGUACAUUAAAUGAGACGAUUGAAUGUCACACACCCAUCAAGCUGCUGCCAAAACAAGACUUUUGUCUUGCAGCAGGAAAAAUGCUCAAUUUGUGCUCCUGCAAUUAAUUCCGUGUUGAUCGAUCCAAGCACGAGUGUAAUAAAAAAAGAGUUUAUUCCUUCUGUUCUUCUUGUUGAGUAAUUGUAGCGCUCUGAUAUUUUAUUUUCGCCCCUGUCUUCUACUAACUCUUGUGGAAAAGAGAAGUUACUUCUUGUGCUCUGUAUAUCAAAUGUGUAUACAUAAUUAAUAUAUUUGAGAAAAAUGGAAAAAAAUACUUAAUCGUUGAGACGAAACGCCCUCCCCUCACAUGUGUCUGUACACUCCGAGAAAUUUUGUAAUAGAGGUGCUUCCCAUUAUGUUACGAGUAAAUGAUCCAGUAAAUAAAGAUGUCAUUGUAAAUGAUUACAA